Molecule: messenger RNA, 1177 nt
Organism: Ilyonectria robusta
Lineage: Eukaryota; Fungi; Ascomycota; Sordariomycetes; Hypocreales; Nectriaceae
Product: nucleophile aminohydrolase
Exons: 4
Coding region: 324-935 (203 amino acids)
Biological process (GO): proteasomal protein catabolic process
Cellular component (GO): cytosol; nucleus; proteasome core complex
Molecular function (GO): peptidase activity
Source: RefSeq, a predicted model, not a curated record
CUGGGCAGUCUGAAAAAAAAGUUCAGUACAGUGGGCCACGGAAAAUCCAACUGGGUGCUUGGGCGUCGGCUCAGCGAAUCAGAGUGCGGCGCCUGGGGGGAGGUUUUUCCGGCCUAGGCGGUAACACGCGGCACAACCCAGCAGCGGCUGCAGAGCUCCCGGAGUCCGUUGACGCGCAUCGCUACAGCCUAACUGGAGCUUGCUUGGUUGCUGGACCUUCAAGCAGGCUCACCACAGACCACGACGACCAUCAAGCCGACACAAACAACAACAACUCCUCCUCCACAACACCAAACGUCACCACAACCUGCACAAUCGCCAAGAUGGAGGUAUUGCUGGGAAUCACCGGCAAGGAUUUCACCAUCAUUGCAGCUUCCAAGGCUGCGAUGCGAGGCGCCACGGUCCUCAAAACGUCCGAUGACAAGACGAGAGCACUCAACAAACACACGUUGAUGGCGUUCUCCGGAGAGGCGGGCGACACAGUGCAAUUCGCCGAGUACAUCCAACGAAAUGCCCAACUCUAUUCGAUGCGCAACGAGUCUGACCUGUCGCCCUCUGCCUUGGCCAACUUCGUCCGCGGAGAGCUUGCCACGAGCUUGCGAUCCCGCAAGCCCUACAAUGUCAACCUCCUGAUGGGCGGUGUUGACCCCAUCACUGGCAAGCCUUCGCUGUACUGGUUGGACUACCUAGCGUCGCUCGCCGAUGUUCCCUAUGCUGCGCAUGGAUACGCACAAUACUACUGCCUGUCGAUUCUGGACAAGCACCAUCACCCCGAUAUCACGCUCGGACAGGGUAUCAAGCUCCUGACGAUGUGCACGGAUGAGCUGAAGAGACGGUUACCGAUUGACUUCAAGGGCAUGGUGGUCAAGGCGGUCAAGGCCGACGGCAUCGUCGACAUAGAAUUCGAUGAUGACAAGGUGGUGAAGAGUGCUUAAAGCAUGAACAACAGAUAGAGGCGACAUGACUUUGUACUACUAGAUGAGCUGGGGGCUAAUGUUCGCAAUAAAGUCGAUAUCCUCCAGGGCGGUCAAAUAAGCACUCACGUGAUCAGCUGAACUGUCCUUUGCCUAUCAGAAAGGAUGUUGAGACUUAGAAGGGACUUUAACCACUCGGGUUUCGUUUCCGUGCUUUUGUUCCUGCAGGGCGGCUGCCCCGGGCAUGCUGUCUGAGACCUCGC